AUGUUCGAAUACAAAAAUGCAGUGCAGACAAUAUGGUAUGCAAUACAACGAGUAUUAGUCAUAUUCAGUGGAAUAUACAUAUUUUUUGCGUAUAAUACAAUAUAUGCACUACAGAUGCUCAAAGAAGUAUCUAUUACAGUGCUUUGUAUAUUUGUUGUAUAUCAAGCACUAGUUCUUCUAGUAGGGUUUUCAUUCUUAAGAAUGUCUAUCUCAAAGAACUGCACAACGCAUGAGCUCUUCCCAGAGGCUGUUGAGAGAGACGGGGAUUCAGAUGACAGCAGUCUUUGUAUUAACCCCUUUGAAAAGGAGUAUAUGUUUGCAUACAAGCAUGAAAUGAACACAUGUGAGAAAUGCAAUACAUCCCAGCCACUGCGUAGUUAUCAUUGCGACAAGUGCCAUCAGUGCUUACUUCUUAUGUAUAAACACCUCACAUGGUGCGACUUAUGCAUUGGAUUCACCAAUUAUAAGUUCUAUGUUGUUUUCUUAUUUUACCUCAUGCUAAUGAAUCUAAUUAGUUUUGGAUGCUUUAUUCACUCUUUAUUAAUUAGCUUAUCAGAGAAAAAAGAAAUUGCAGCAAUAACUGUAGCUCUGUCUCUACAAGUAGUAGUAAUUAUUUUUACAGCGUAUUUCUUGGGCGAGUGUAUAUAUUCAAUAUGCAUUAAUCAAACACCCCAGGAGAGAAAGCACCCUGUUGAAAACACAAAUAUAUCUUAUGAUAUGGGGUACUACCAAAACUGGAAAAUAAUUAUGGGCGAGUCCUGGUAUAUGUGGUUUAUACCGAGCUGGACCACUCAGGGAGACGGGCUUAAAUUCCAGCACACAAGAAAAGUAGAACCAGAAGUGUAUGAAGACACUCUUCCAACCUCCCCACUAUAAUAGUACAUCUGAUUGCAUCAACGCCUGUAGAAAUAUCACACAAUAAAAAGCACAAAUUA
Nematocida parisii ERTm1 is the source of this 935-nucleotide messenger RNA. RefSeq lists its product as uncharacterized. The record is from RefSeq and is a predicted model, not a curated record. NCBI's taxonomy places the organism in Eukaryota, Fungi, Microsporidia. Gene Ontology annotation, biological process: peptidyl-L-cysteine S-palmitoylation; protein targeting to membrane. Bases 1 to 876 code for a protein of 291 amino acids. The transcript has a single exon. Gene Ontology annotation, cellular component: Golgi apparatus; endoplasmic reticulum. Gene Ontology annotation, molecular function: protein-cysteine S-palmitoyltransferase activity.